AUGUUCGCUAAUAGCGUCAAUCGCGUUUCGGUUAUUUUCAUUGAAAUGUAUCACGUGGCGCUGCUAACAACGCUUUUGGCUGUCGGCAGCUUGGCGAAUCCUCAACUGUUGGAGCAGCUGCGGCAACUGGGAUUUGCUAAUCUUCUGGAGCUGGCAUUACAUCCCAAUGUGCCUCAGCAUCUAGCCAGCUAUGAUUUUAUAGUCGUUGGAGCUGGAGCAGCUGGCUGCACUUUGGCUGCGCGUCUCUCCGAGAAUCCCAACUGGCGUGUGGCCCUCAUUGAAGCUGGCGGGGUGGAGAGCUUGGCACAUUUAACGCCAGUUCUGGCCGGGCAUCUGCAGUUGACCGCCUCCAAUUGGAACUACAAGUCCGUGCCACAGCGUCUCGCCUGUUUCGGCAUGCAUAAUCGGGAAUGUGCCCUGCCAAGAGGUAAAGUCUUAGGAGGCACAAGUUCCAUUAACUAUAUGAUCUACAAUCGUGGCAAUCGAAGGGAUUUUGAUGUCUGGGCGGAGCGGGGAAAUCGUGGCUGGAGUUAUGACGAUGUCUUGCCCUAUUUCCUGCGCAGUGAGUCGGCUCAGUUGCAGGGAUUGGAACAAUCGCCGUAUCACAAUCACAGUGGACCACUCAGUGUGGAGGAUGUACGCUUCCGCACACAGAUGGUGAAUGCUUUUGUGGCUGCCUCGGUGCAAGCGGGACAUCCUCGCACCGACUACAAUGGGCAAUCUCAGCUGGGCGUGUCCUAUGUCCAGGCAACCACAAUUAAUGGACGGCGUCACAGCGCCUUCUCUGCCUACAUUCGUCCCAUUCGCAAUCAACGCUCCAAUCUGCACAUUUUCCCCUUUUCCCGUGUGCAUCGUGUGCUCAUCGAGGAUGCCACAAAAUCCGCCUACGGCAUUGAGUUCGUUUACAGAAAGAAGAAGUAUGUCUUUAAGGCACGCAGGGAAGUUAUUCUCUCGGCGGGUGCCUUCAACUCGCCACAGCUAUUGAUGCUCUCGGGGAUUGGGCCAGAGGAUAACCUAAAGGCCAUUGGGAUUCCCCUUGUGCAGGCAUUGCCCGUGGGUAAACGUCUCUACGAUCACAUGUCCCACUUUGGACCUACCUUUGUGACCAAUACAACGGGACAGACACUCUUUCCCACACGUGUGAGCAUUCCGGAUACGUUGUCCUUCCUCUUGGCUGGCAAUCCAGCGACACGUAUAAGCUCCAUUGGCGGAGUGGAGGCUUUGGCAUUUCUAAAAUCACCAAGAUCGGAAUUACCAAAGGAUUGGCCAGAUCUUGAACUGAUCCUGGUGGCUGGCAGUCUCGCCAGUGAUGAGGGUACAGCGCUUAAGCAAGGCGCCAACUUCAAAGACGAGGUCUAUGAGAAGCUUUUUAGGCAAUUGGAAAGAGCCCAACAGGAUCAUUUCACGAUUCUCGUAAUGCAAUUUCAUCCCAAAUCUGUGGGUCGCCUGUGGCUGCGUGAUGCAAAUCCAUUAAGUUGGCCCAAAAUCGAUCCCAAGUACUUUAUAGACCCAGAGGAUGUGGAGUAUCUGUUGGAUGGAAUCAAGGAAUCCAUACGGAUUUCAAAGAUGCCAGCACUUCAAGCAAUUGGCACUAGACUUUUGGAUAUUCCAGUCCCUGGUUGUGAGAGUCAUCGAUUUGCAUCCGAUGAUUAUUGGAGAUGUUCGAUACGAACCUUGUCAUACACAUUACAUCAUCAGGUUGCCACCUGCCGCAUGGGACCGGCAAGUGAUACUACAGCCGUGGUUAGUCCCCAGCUGAAGGUGCAUGGCAUGCGACGACUCCGUGUCGUGGACACCAGUGUCAUCCCAUUGCCACCCACGGCACACACAAAUGCGGCGGCCUUCAUGAUCGGCGAGAAGGCAGCCGACCUCAUAAGGGCCGAAUGGAAUUGAGGGCCAAGUAAGAACUUAGAGAAAUUCUAUGGGUAUGGCGGAAUAGGGAAAUCGAUGGGAAAGGAGUGCUUCAAACUUGUUAUUUGCUUGGGCAAGUUAAUUAAAUGAAAUCGCCUAACGAGCCUGGGAGCAAAGUUGGGGGUUGGCCAGAGUCAGAGUCCAAGUCUGAGCCUGAGCUGCCGCAGAGUGCAUUCACCCAGUCCCAAGGCACAAGGGUUGAAACAACAA
Molecule: messenger RNA, 2121 nt
Organism: Drosophila innubila
Lineage: Eukaryota; Metazoa; Arthropoda; Insecta; Diptera; Drosophilidae
Product: glucose dehydrogenase [FAD, quinone]-like
Exons: 3
Coding region: 1-1893 (630 amino acids)
Molecular function (GO): flavin adenine dinucleotide binding; oxidoreductase activity, acting on CH-OH group of donors
Source: RefSeq, a predicted model, not a curated record